CAUUCCCACGUGUUUUUUAAUUUUUCAUACAACUCGUGUAAGGUUAGAAAAAUUGUUUGUAAAAUAUUGAUAAAAAUUAUAAAAAAAUCAUGAAAGUUAAAUCAAAAAAAUCAAAUAAAAAUAAAAAACCGAUUCAAAAAACCCGCAAAGAAUUGCGUAAAGAAAAGCGUAUUCAAAAAAAGGUUAAUCGUGCGCAGUAUCAUAAUAAAAAAAAGUUAAUUACUAAUAAUAAUGACAAUGAUACAGAAGUGAAAAAUAAAAAAAUUAAUAAAAAUGAUGAUAUUGAUGUGGUAAAAAAAAAACCUGCAAAAAAAGUUAAAACUAAUGAAGAUUUGGCUAAAGAAAAAGUGAAGCGCGAAAACAAGCAGCAGAAACGAGCUGAGAGACGACGUCUUGAGCAGAGGAAGCUGGUGCUGCAGCAGGACAAUGAGAAGGAGGACAAAAUGAUAAAGCAGCUGGAGAAAAAAUUGAAGUUGAAUAAACGUAAGAGUAAAAGCACUCCAAAGUCAUUUGCUGAUGAUGGGCUCGAUUAUUUGCUGGACUUUUGUAAUGACGAGGAAUCUUUUGCUAAAAAAAUUGAUUACAAGGCUGGGACGAUGAAGGAUGCGCUGAUGGAACUUGACAGCAGUGAUGAUGAUUUCGAUGAUGAAUCUCCGGUUAAAAAAAAGAAGAAAGUGGAGAAUUCAGAUGCUGAGAAAAAGGAGGAAUUAAAUUCUGAAAGUGAUCAGGAGUUUAGUGAUGACUUUGAUGAAGAAGAUUUAGAUGAUGAUGAUGAUGAUGAGCCAGUUAAUAAAGUUAAUAAAUCACAAUUGAAAUCUUUGAAUAGUAAUAAGAAAUCUAAAUUAAAUUCUGAAAGUGAUGAUGAUUUUGAUGAUUCUGAAGAAGGUCUAGAUGAUUCUGAUGAUGAACCGUCAGUCAAAAAAAUUAAAUCAACAUCCAAGACUUCAAAUGCUAAUAGAAAAUCUAAAUUAAAUCCCGAAAGUGAAGAUGAUGAUUCUAAUAUCGAUGAAGAUGAUUCUGAUGACUCUGGUGAUGAGCCUGUCAUUGAAAAAAUAAAUAAAUCCAAAUCAAAAGCAUUAAAUUCAACUAAAAAACCUGAACCAAAUUCUGAGAGUGAUGAGUUUGAUGAUGAAGAUGCUUUUGAUGAUGGGGAAGAAGAUGAAGAAGAAGAAGAUGAUGAUAAUAAAGCGGAAAAAAAUUCAGACGGAACAUGGGAAGAUAUCUACGGUCGUAAACGUGACAAAGACGGCAACAUAAUUGACGAAAAAUCGAAUUCCGGUAAAUAUAUACCACCAGCAGCUCGUCUGAAGCAGCUGGAAGAGUCAACAGCCCACCAAGAAAAAUUAGAACGCCUACGAAAGCAACUGAAAGGACUUAUCAAUCGACUCGCUGAACACAACAUGCACACUAUAAGUAGCCAGAUAGAUGAGAUGUACAUGUCAAACAGUCGUAAUGACAUGAAUGAAAUGUUAUCACGGCUGAUGACAGAAUCACUAGUGUCACCAGUGCUGACACCAGACCGUUUGGUAGCUGAGCACAUGAUGCUCAUCGCUAUUCUUCAUGCGAAUGUGGGAACUGAAGUCGGUGCCCACUUCCUGCUAUCUCUUGUAAAAAAAAUAAACGAGAUGCUUGACGAGCCUCAAGAUGUUUUGAACAAAUCCCUGGACAAUUUUAUUCUCAUGCUUGCCCACCUGUACAAUUUCAAAGUCUACGGGUCGCAGCUCCUCUACCAAAUUCUAAAAAAAUUAGCAGAUAAAUUCACUGAAAAAGAGAUCGAGUGUAUCUUAUUAAUUCUCAAAACCGUAGGAUUUUUAUUGCGGAAAGAUGAUCCGGCUGCUUUGAAAGAACUGAUCAUCAGCUUGCAGCAAAAAGCGGCAGCCAAUAAGUCAACUAAUUCAAGAAUCCAAUUCAUGCUGGACGUUUUAAUGGCCAUUAAAAAUAACAACAUGAACAAAAUACCUCAGUAUGAUCCCUCGCACGUAGAACACUUGAAGAAAUUGCUGAAGAGUUUUCUGCGCAAAGGGAACAGUGUCACGCAGUUUAACAUUUCGCUGAGCGAUCUGUUGAAUGCAAAUGAGAAGGGCAAGUGGUGGAUUGUCGGUUCUGCUUGGACUGGAAAUAUUGACAGCGCCAAUAAAAGUACCAAGGAAAAACAUUCCGAUGGUAGUAUACAGUUCAGUCAGCAGAUUUUGGAACUAGCACGCAAGCAGCGAAUGAAUACUGAUGUCAGACGUAAUAUUUUUUGUAUUCUGAUGAGUGCGGAAGAUUAUUUGGACGCUUUUGAAAAAAUUCAACAUCUAGGUCUCAAAGAUCAACCGGGGAGAGAAAUUAUUUAUGUCAUAAUGGACUGCUGUCUUCAGGAAAAGAAGUUUAAUCCUUAUUACGCUGUACUGGCCCAAAAAUUCUGUGAUUACGACCGUAAAAAUCAGAUGACCCUCCAGUAUUCGUUGUGGGAUAAAUUAAAAACUCUUGACAGCUUCAACAAAGUCCAGCUUAAUAAUUUAGCGAAGUUCUUUAGUCACUUGUUUAUCAACAAAGGCUUACCUCUGUCUGUUUUGAAAGUUAUCUCCUUUGCUGAGCUGGACCAGCCGACGAUGAAGCUGAUCAGGAAGAUAAUGCUCGAGAUUUUGCUGCACGACGAUCUUGAAGCUUGUGUCCAAGCCUUCGAGAGGAUUUCCUUGGCCGCGCAGUUGCAAAAUUUGCGCGAGGGAUUACGUUUGUUCAUCAGUUACUUCCUUGCCAACUACGCGGCUAAGAAGUUGCCGGAUAAAUCUGUACAGAGACUAAAACAACGUACAGAGCUCGUAGAAAAAGUUCUUUAUACCCGUUCUUCUCGGUUAUAAUUAUCACCUGCUAAUUAAUUAAUUAAUUAAAUAUUGUAAAAAUAAGUUGUAAAUAUUAACAUUUAUUGAAUGUUUAUAUUUUUUUAUGAACAUUAAAAUGCUGAUAAAUUAGAAAUUUGACAUCAG
This is a messenger RNA of Microplitis demolitor, 2969 nucleotides long. Its product is annotated as nucleolar MIF4G domain-containing protein 1 homolog. Gene Ontology annotation, molecular function: RNA binding; protein binding. Gene Ontology annotation, biological process: ribosomal small subunit biogenesis. The record is from RefSeq and is a predicted model, not a curated record. Lineage: Eukaryota; Metazoa; Arthropoda; Insecta; Hymenoptera; Braconidae. Gene Ontology annotation, cellular component: nucleolus. The transcript has 3 exons. The coding region runs from base 90 to 2843 and encodes 917 amino acids.